GAUUAAAAGCGAGUGUAUAAAGUGAUGGAGGAGUAAUACUGCAGUUACCUUCACACAUGUGAGUGUAAUUCUGAGCUUUACUCUGAUGUGUGUGUGUUGUGGGAUCCGGACGGACUGUCCUACAGAUCAGGAUCAGGAUGGAUGAGGAGGAUUUCAGAACUACACUCGCUUACACCAAAAGUCCUAAAACAUCUAAAAGAACCUCUUUCCAGGAUGAACUGGAAGCGGCGGUGAACGCCAGAGCUGGCAGACAGAGACCCGUCGGUAUGAACACCUACUCUGAUGACUUUGAAGAAGAUGAUGAUGAAGGUGACAUUUUGCAAGAGCUGCUCAAGACCAGGAGAAAGAAGAUGGACAUGUUCAAGGCUGCCAGAAUCAAACAGAAAACCAUCCAUUUUGAGCUGUCAGAUGAUGAAGAUAAAGAGGAAGAGAACAUCAAACCCAAAAAGGUUUCAUUUCUGAAGUCCAGCAGGAGAAGUGAGAGCAGUGACCGUGUGGAGUCCAGCAGGAGAAGUGAGAGCAGUGACCGUGUGGAGUCCAGCAGGAGAAGUGAGAGCAGUGACCGUGUGGAGUCCAGCAGGAGUGUCAGAUCUGAUAGGAACGAUUUCCUGAGUCACACACAUUCACCUUUAACCUCGAGAUCUGAAUCAGAGGGAGAAAAGAGGAGAACGAGUCUGUCAGAGUCACCGGUGCCCCUGAAUUCAGAGAACAGCCUCGGUGAGUCCGGACCGCUCUUCAACAGUCCACUGCCGUUACCUUCUGAACCCGGAGAGGAGAAGUUUAGGAGGGUUAUUGGAGCAGAAGCACCGGUACCUCACCCCCGAAGAUCUCCCACAGGUUUGGUGGAGGACACGCCGAGACCUGUACCCAGACAGCGGGCACAUCAGUCGGGCAGCAGUGGGCACGAUGAAGAGAACGGACGGCCCGAGACAGCGUCCAGUAGAGCUGCCUGUUCCUCUGUGUCUCUACCAGUUUGGUCCACUGAGAGCCGCUCCGCUGCGUCUGCGUUUUCUAUCAGAACCGGGACUGGUGGAACUGGUUCUGAACAGCAAACACGACAGCCACACGCAUCAUCCACGACUGCCAUGACAGACUCCAGUUCAGUAGAGGGCGCCAGAGGCAGAGAUUUAUCAAUAACAGGACAGAACAAACAGGAUCGAUCCGCUGAAUCCUCUCAGGAGUGUCAAUCUCAAGCUUCUGACGAUCCUCCUCACAGAUCAGCCACAGAAACCUCGGUCACAUCCCAGAGCAGACCGGCGAGCUCCAGAAAGUCCAGGAGCGCACUGUCAUCCACCUCAGAGUCCAGAUACUUGGGUACUCUGAAGAUUUUGAACGAGACACAGCCGGACGCUGCGGAUUCUCUCAGAGCCGCUGUUUAUCAGGAGUGGCUGAAGAACAAGGAAGAGAAACUGCAGGUGACCAUCAGAGCUAAAAAACAAGAAGAAAAACUAAAGGAGGAGAAAAAGUCGGAGGACGAGCUGAAUAAGAAAACGGAGGCGAAAGCUUCGUAUGAGGCCUGGAGAGAAAAAAAACAAGAGACGCUCAGAGAGAAAGUGAGAGAAAAGCAGGAAACCCUGAGAAAGAAACAAAAAGAGCUGGACGAGAGAGAGGAGAAAAAAGAGACGGCCAAAAGAGUUUUUGGGAAAUGGAAGCGGGAACACGACGAGCUCCUGAGGGAACAGACGAGGAAACGUGUGGAGAAGGAGAAGAGACUGAAGGAGAGAGAGGAGAGAGGUCAGCAGGAGAGGAAACGAGAGUGCUCGUCCACCUUUAAUCAGUGGAGCGAGAGGAAGAAGAACACGAUCGCUGAGAGAACGAAGGUCGAGCGGCGAGAGAAAGGAAUUCAACUGAUCGAAGAGAAGUACGAGAAAGAAGAGAGACAGAGAACGGCGCUGGAGACCUACGAGAAGUGGCUGACGAGAAAAGAGUUCCAGCAGAAGCGAGAUCUACAGGAGAAGAAGGUGAAGUCUAUAGUUCCAGAGGAACCUCCGCCCCCCUGGAGCCCCCCAAACAGAACUGUCCCAUUCGGUAAAUAAAGCGCUCAGUGGGUCUGAUAGGGAACGUGACACUGAUCACGGAAGCGAGUGUGUGUGUGUGUGUGAUACACUCCUGAUCUAAUCGUGAGCAUGAUUAAUGAUGUGAUCGUUAUCUCUAACAGAAUCAACUCACUCAUUAUGUGCAGUUUUAGUGAAUGUAAAAUAACUCAUUUAUUUAUUAUUACCGUUUUUUAUCUUUUAUCUUUUAUCCUUGUAUCUUAAAAUACGAGCUCAGUAUACACUACAUAGCCUAAAGUAUGUGGACACCUGAUCAUGACCUUGUUUUACAUCCUAUUCCAAAACCCUGUGUGUUAUAUAGUCAUAGUUGUUGCUCUGCUUUUGAGGCUGCAACAGCCUACACCUGAUUUUGGGAUUCAUGGCCAGAAGAGAGGUCAGACACUGAUGACAAAUCCUGGCUCGCAGUGUUUCAGUUCAUCAAAUGUGCAAACCACUGAAGUUCUUCUACUCUAAACUAGUCAAACCAUGUUUUUAUGUCUUUAUAAACAGGGGGGGUGGAACACUAGUCCACAUACUUUUGACCAUACAGUGUAGACCUGCUGCCUCUGCUUUGAUGUUUUUGAUAAAGGAAGAAAAUAAAAAUAAUGUCCUGGA
Trichomycterus rosablanca is the source of this 2648-nucleotide messenger RNA. RefSeq names its product microtubule-associated protein 9 (gene map9). The record is from RefSeq and is a predicted model, not a curated record. Gene Ontology annotation, cellular component: astral microtubule. The transcript is spliced from 13 exons. Gene Ontology annotation, biological process: mitotic spindle assembly; mitotic cytokinesis; regulation of mitotic cytokinesis. Bases 138 to 2036 code for a protein of 632 amino acids. Lineage: Eukaryota; Metazoa; Chordata; Actinopteri; Siluriformes; Trichomycteridae. Gene Ontology annotation, molecular function: microtubule binding.